GGACGUCGGUGUCGUCUGGUUAGUGGUUAGGUGAACUAACCUCUAAUGUUAUGAAGUAGUAGCUCAUUAGGUUACUUUACAAAUUAAUUUUAAAAUAAAUACUGAAGAAUAUAAUUAUACAGUCUAGGAUUUUGUGUCCAGUGUAUUACAAUGUCGUUAGGAGACUGGGAAGAAGUAAAACGCUUAGCAGCAGACUUUCAAAGAGCUCAACUAAGUGUAACAUCUUUGAGAUUGACUGAAAGAAACUGCGUUGAAGUUGUUACUAAACUUAUUGAACAGAAACUUCUAGAAGUUAUCUUCACAACUGACGGUAAAGAAUAUUUGACACCACAACAACUUGUGAAAGAAAUCAAAGAUGAACUUUUUAUUCAUGGUGGUCGUAUCAACUUGGUUGAGCUUUCAAAGGUCUUGAACGUUGACCUUGCCCAAAUAACAGUGAAGGCAAAUGAAAUUGAGAGAGCAGAUACAGGAUGCCAGCUAGUCCUGGGUCAGCUGAUUGACCGCAACUAUACAAAACAUAUAGCGGAGGAGAUUAAUGAACGCUUGACUCAACAGGGACAAGUGUCAAUAGCUGACCUCACUCGGCAAUACGACUUGCCAAGCGACUUUCUACAAUCUGUGGUAGAGAAGCAGCUGGGCAAGGUGAUCUUCGCCAAGCAGGACAAGCAGGAUCAUCGGCUGUUCUUUACCGAUGCAUUUGUGGCCCGUAACAAGGCAAUUGUCCGUGGUGCUCUGGUAGCAGCCACACGCCCCAUCUCGAUUACAGCUGUGCUCAACCAGUGCGGCAUCUCAGAGAGGACUUUCUUCUCUGUAAUUGAUAGCCUACUAGAGAGCAAGGAAGUUGCUGGUACCCUGACUAGUCGGCAAGGUGGCACAGCUACUUUUAUCCCCCAUGUUUACUCCAAAGCUCAGAGUGAAUGGGUGAAUAACUUCUAUAAGCAGAAUGGGUACAUUGAGUACAGUGCGUUGAACAGGCUGGGUAUAUCAGACGCACAGUCGUUUGUGAAGCGCCAGUUCUCCGGAGAGAAGUUGGUAAUGUUACCGUCUUGUGCUGUGGGCAAGCAACUGCUGGACCAGGUAGAAGGUUCUCUUGAGGAUGCUAUAACCUCUCUUUCUUGGAUAGAUAUCAUGUCCAUUUUGCCAUCUAUUUUCGAAAUUGAAGAUGGUGAAGAAAUUUUGAAGGAAGUGUUGAAGAACAUCAAGAGUAAUGUACAAAUCCAUACUUUUUGCCAUACUUUCAUCGUAACUGAUCACUUCUUGCAAACUGUCAUGAAACCAAUAAAUGAAGAAAUCAUAGAUAAAAAAGCUGAAGAAGCAGUAUCCUCGGGCAAAUAUCAACAGUCCCGAGUGGACCGGGCGGUGGGCAAGGAGGUCCAGGUGGAAGUGGAUCACAAAGCAGAGCGGAGAGAGGAGCGGAGGAAGAGAGCAGCAGGAGGCAAGGGGGGAGGUGGCACACAGGGUAGAGAGACUAAAACCAAGUCAACAAAGAAGAAGUAUCAAAAGAAUCGUGUUGAAGCCAGUGACUCGGAAGAAGAAGAGCAUACCAGUGGAAAAUUGGAGCUUUUGUCGUUGAAAGAAGUGAUUCAGGUGUUAAAGCGAGAAGAGUCCCUUCAAGAUGAAGAGCUAGAUGAUUUCAUCACUGAAAUGGCCAAAUUUGUACUUCCGGAUGUGAACAGAAGAGCGCUCGUAGCAGCAGAGACAGCGUUUGAGAACAUAAUGAUGAAUCGCGGCUCCAGCCGACGCAAGACUCACUCCGACUUGCAGGAGAAGUUGAACGUGUCUGUGAACGAUGUUCGUCUCUACGAGAAAGCUAUCAAGCAGUUCCCCAACAAAGACACACAGGCCCAGCUUGCCAAGUAUCUACUAAAGACUACUGCCACCGAGAUAGCCAAUGCAAUCUUCAACUUUAUCGCCCAAGAGAGUGGCUCACACCCCGACAUGAGUGGAGACAAAGACCUUACACCUGAGGACCGACUGAAGAUCUUAGGUGAAUGUCCUGCUGAUACGAAGGAUCAACUCAUGAAACUGCACAAGGCUGUGAGUGGGAGUUCCAUUGACGAGUUUCUAGAGACGGUAGAACCUGCAUUUACAGCUGUCGGUCUUCUGCUUCGGAAACCUGACAAGAAAAAGGAGAGGCCCCAGCUGUUCGCUCACAGACAAGCCUUGAGCCAACAGCUGACAGUGUGUGAAGACCCGGCACUAGUGCUGCACCUCGUGGUACUCCUACUGUUCCAAGCUGUCACCCAGACAAUGCUGCAGGCAUCCGGCCGCUUUGUAUCCUCCAUACUGCAGUUUCUGGCACCUCACCUCUCACAGGAGAUCUACGACAAGCUGCAGAAGUACCACGAUUCUGUAUUGAAGCUUUUGAAAGUUGGAGAUGACGUCGAAGAAAAGAACCAAAUCAUAAAAGUACUACAAGAGGAUAUGAACUCAGUCAAAGAUAUUGCUUUAAAUUACAAAAAGAAUGACACAGUAAGCAAAUCAAGCUAAGGAUUGUUGAUGAUUAAUAUAUUUUUACUUUGGUUAUGGA
Molecule: messenger RNA, 2530 nt
Organism: Homalodisca vitripennis (glassy-winged sharpshooter)
Lineage: Eukaryota; Metazoa; Arthropoda; Insecta; Hemiptera; Cicadellidae
Gene: Ufl1
Product: E3 UFM1-protein ligase 1 homolog
Exons: 14
Coding region: 151-2490 (779 amino acids)
Biological process (GO): response to endoplasmic reticulum stress; protein K69-linked ufmylation; regulation of proteasomal ubiquitin-dependent protein catabolic process
Cellular component (GO): endoplasmic reticulum membrane
Molecular function (GO): UFM1 ligase activity
Source: RefSeq, a predicted model, not a curated record